Messenger RNA from Pneumocystis murina B123, 1394 nucleotides. RefSeq lists its product as hypothetical. Gene Ontology annotation, cellular component: mitochondrion. The coding region runs from base 111 to 1394 and encodes 427 amino acids. Lineage: Eukaryota; Fungi; Ascomycota; Pneumocystomycetes; Pneumocystales; Pneumocystaceae. The transcript has 6 exons. Gene Ontology annotation, molecular function: phosphatidate cytidylyltransferase activity. The record is from RefSeq and is a predicted model, not a curated record. Gene Ontology annotation, biological process: cardiolipin biosynthetic process; CDP-diacylglycerol biosynthetic process.
AAUAAUCAAGAUUUUGAAAGAUAAACAUAUGAAUUAUUAGAAGGUUCAAUAAUUUAUAAAAUUUAAAGCAUGAAAAAAAUAUUCUAAUAAACAUAAUACAUCAAUUCAUAAUGAGAUAUAAAAAUAUGGUUUAUAAAAAGCUAUUGCAUUUUUAUAGAAGAGAAUUUUCUCUUGAAAGAUACAAUAAAUUAUCAUGGCAAAUAAGAAGAUUUUCAAAUCACCAAAAUUUAUAUAAAGAAACCUAUACAACAGUAGAGAAAAAAGACAUUAUUAAUGAAAAGGAUUCUAAAAAAGAUUUUUUUAAAACUAUCGAUAAAGAAUUAGAUCAAAUAUCUAAAGAGACAGAACUCUAUCAAUAUUUUUCAAAUGGAGAAAAAUUCAAAGAAACACUUAAAACCGUACUAUGGAAAUUUAAAGCUCCUAUACGUUUCUCAUUUGCAUAUGGAAGUGGGAUCUUUAAGAAGAAAAGGAAUGAUAAAAAACCAAUGAUCGAUUUUAUUUUUGGAGUAUCUCAUGCACAGCAUUGGCAUUCUCUAAAUCUAUUAUAUAAUAGAGAUCAUUAUUCAUUUUUAAAGCAUUUUGGAAGCUAUUUUAUAAGUUAUUUGCAAGAAAAUAUCGGAGCAAAUGUAUAUUAUAAUCCAUAUAUUGAAAUCAAUGACAUGAUAAUAAAAUAUGGAGUAAUCACAAUUGACGAUCUUUGCAAAGAGCUUACAGAAUGGAAUACACUAUAUCUUUCUGGUAGAAUGCAUAAACCCAUAAAAAUACUUAGAGAUGAGCCUCGUGUCAGAAUUGCGUACAACAUAAACUUAAUUGCUGCUUUAAGACUAGCAAUGCUAUUACUUCCUGAAAAAUUUUCAGAAUAUGAACUAUAUUCUACAAUUUCUAAAUUUUCAUAUACAGGGGACCUAAGAAUGGAAUUUGCAGAAAAUCCGUACAAAACAGAAGCCAUUGUAAAUACGCAAAUAUGGGAUUUUCAUCAACUAUAUUUUCCUUUAAUAAAUAAGUUACCAAAUAUUCAGGUUAUUUCUAAAGAACAAAUUGGAACAACAAAUAAAAUCCUCGUUCAAGAUUUUAAUCCUACUUCAAGAGCAAAUAUGAUUCAACAACUUCCUAAAAAAUUCAAAGAUCGUUUAUAUUAUGCCUAUAAUCAAAAACCAAAAUAUAAAGAAAUAAGUCAUAAAAAUAAAUUACAUGAAAAUCAUGAUAAUUCUUUUGAAGAAAUGAUAGUAAAAGACGCACAUUUUCACAAUGAAAUAACGAAGGCGAUUGAAACAACAGUACGUUGGCCUAGUAUUUCACAAAGUCUUAAAGGAAUAUUAACUGGAGGAAUAAAUAAAAGUUGGAGGUAUUUAACUGAAAAAAUAGACAAAAACGUAAAUGCUAAAAUGUCAUAA